GGAACAACGGGAUUGACGUUUAAAUCUAGAUAGUGUAAAGAGCUGUGAGUUUUGUUAUGACCAAAAAAUACCACCGGACCUGAAGUUAAAUGAUGAUGAUGAUGCAACUAGAAGAUUUUUUAGAUUUUUUUAGAUUCUCAAUCCACCAAAGGCUCUUUCAUGAUCCCGAGUUUGUACUAGUUGUACAGCCCUUCUCUUGCCGAGCUUUACAACUCUUCUGAAUAAAGAAGAAACGUCGAAGAAGUUCGCCGUCCUCUAUCCCACGAAAAAACGGUUUCAUUGUGAUGAUAUUGCAAGAUCUGCGUCACAAGUUUGCUACACAUGGCGCAGAAGAUUUGCCAUGCGCGCAUUUCCCAGAGGGAAAACACGCUUAUAUCGUUAAAUGUCUUGUCGGUGUAGCAAUACAAAGAGUUCUGUGCUCCAUUCUAUGCAUCCUGAAACAGUUUUUUCUUGCGAUGUCCUCCUUCGUACAGGCAAUGCUAGCGGGCCUUUCAACAUCGUCUGCGCAUCGAAACUACUAACCUGGCAGCCUAGAAGCAAGAGCGUCAAAAGAACGAGGGCCUGGGCCUCCGAUUCGACGUAUCAAAUAAAAGGCACGGCAAUUGUAAGAAGGGUCGCUGUGUGACUUGCCAUGGAUCAACAUCACGACUCACACCCAGUAAGAACAUCCCCACUUGGCAGCUUCGAAGUUGUGACUCAACAUCACGAAGUUCUACUUUUGUUUACGGCAGAGCGCAGUUGAACAAAUUGCACAUUGCAAUGCAGCGGUAUUUUUUAUCGGCUACACUUUUGACGAGGAGAACAGCAGAAUAUUAUUAAACGACGAGUAUUACUAGCCGCACUGAGACAUCAAAAACCACAGCACCUGGCGAGAACAAAAGGAAUAACAGACCGAAGGGAACAACAGACCGAAGGGAACAAAGAAAGAAGUGCAAGUCGCGGAAAGAACCCAGAGAAUCAGGGGCGAAACGUCGAAGAGCUGGACAGACAUAUACAAAAGUGAUCAGUUGAAAUCGAAUAAAGAACGUCGAAUCGAAGAUAAACUUUGUUUCCAAUUCUAGCAUGACCACUAGCAACUCCCGUGCUGUUUCUACAGGAGCAUCUAGACCUACAACAGCAAAUUAUAAAUCGUCUUCAUCUCAGCACGCAAUCAAUCGCAGUCCACCCCCGCCUAUGAAAGUGCACAACUCCCCCUCCCCCCCAUUUCUAUUGCAUGAACAGCAAUACAAGUGUCAGCAAGAAAACAGGAUUUGCAUGACAAAUUUGGACAGGAUUAUAGUGCUAUUUGGGCUGCCAAAACUUGUCAUGCAAACAGUGCCAAGAGCCAUGGCGUAGAGGUAGACUAGGCAUUUUGCAUGACAAAUGAGGGGCAGGGGGAGUUGUGCACUCUCAUACCGCCUAGAGUAGGGCUAUUGUUCUCCGCGCGUGGAGGUGGAGUAAAAACUACUACAUCAGGCGGACUACUACCCAAGACCACAGCGACUUCGUCGAAUACAAAUACAACUAAUAGAAACAUCAGCAGUCCGGUCGACAUCCGGCGUGGUCCGGAACAACUGGUAACAACUUCGUCAGGACAAUGCAUAGCAGCAUCGAAUAAAGCAGCAGCUUUUGGUGGAACAUCAAGCUCCCCGACGUCUUCAAGAACCGGUAAAGCGACCAAAAGAGCAGUCCUCGUGAAAACAACUUCCCCGCGACAGCCGCCAGCCUCCGCGCGAGGCUUGUGUCCUUCAAGUGUGCGAUCGUCGCUGUCCGCGCGCCGCACGACAGCGACGUCGUCUAAGGCUGCAGCAACAGCAGCACAGCACACCAUUUCGGGCGUCGUCACUUCUACCACGCUUUCUUCAUCGAGUUGCAGCUCGUCUACUGGUGCAGCUAAAAACAGUAGUCUGCAUCAAAGUGGUUCACCUACGUUUAUUCGCACGGGCUCUCCGGUGUUAGUCGCGCGAAAUUUCUCGAGCAGUAAUAUAUACCUGUUGUUAUAUUAAUUUAGAGUGUCCUUUCAACAUCUUAUUCUCAAGACAAGGAGCAGCUCUCAAAAAAAUGUCGUACUAGUAAGAACUGAGUGAACUACAGGAGCAUCAAUGCUACCAUUUCAGUGAAUCAAUUUCUUGUAUCCUUAUCCCUACUUGUACGUACACACACGCAGGCCGACCGACGUCGACCGGUAGUGGCAAGAUUCAACAGAAUUUUCACGCAGCAGGACCGAGGGUCAGCACUGUAACGACUCCAUUGAAGACUACGACGACUAGGACUACUCUAUCCUCCUCGCGGCAAAGCCCGCGCGGUAGUUGUGCAAGAACAUUUGUUUCCUCCUCCGCGCACUGCUCUCCAGUUUUGUUAGGAAGGAAUAGAGCAGCAAAUAAUACCAGUGCUAACAAGACCAAAAAUCUUGUCAAGUCAAACACCUCGUCCCCCGCAACUACGGAGUCUUCUUCACAAGAGACACAAGAACUUGCGGGGCCGCAGACGAUAGAACAAAAAGAUCUACAACUACUUCCAGACCACUGCGCAACAACCACUAUUAGCAGUGCAAGAAAUUAUUCUACCGCUACAACUUCCGUUGCGCCAGCUGUUUUUAAUACCAAGAAACAACAAGAACCCCAGCAGAAUAUAAAUUCGUUUCAACCUUUUCAACCGACGAACAUAAUCAGUACAACUACAGCUUUUCAAUUUAGCAGCCCCCGGCAAACAAGAAGUCCGUUACUUGAGCAACGGAAGUUGCGGCCCCUGGUUGUGCCUUUGAGUAGUUCAAGCAUCCCCUGUAUCCGAGUGGUGGACAACCCUCCCCUUCAUUUGUAUGGCAUGAACUACAGCAACACAAGCAACGGCAGAUAUGUCGCUUCCGCAUGACAAAUUUUUUGUAUACGGAUUAUUCUACUGUGCGAGGUUGUUCCAAAAUUUGGCAUGCAGGCAGUGCAGCCCUUGCUAUUUUGCAUUACAAAUUAGGGGGAGUCGGACGAGUUGUACACUCUCAUACCCUGCUCUGCCAACGUGGUGCAGCUUUCGAGUAAUUGUACUAGCGCGAACAAUACCCAGUGCAAAUAUGUCUGGGUCUGGAAACGUACUUGUGAUGCUAAAGUAUGGAUAACUCUAGUGCUUUCAGGUCCAGCCAAGCAUGACAAGUUUGUUUGACGCCGUCCGAUGCGUAGCACGCCUGACAAGGACAAGCUGCGUCUCUGCAUGACAAAAAUAAUUAAGUAACGCCUUUGCCGGCUAUGUAACACAGAUUUUUCAUGAUGAAUAGCUAGGCAUGCAACACAAAUUCCAUUUUUCCACAGCCAGACACAUCAUUUGCAUUCGAUAAACACCAGCCGGGCCCAGUCACCGGUCCUGGUCGCCGCUGGUACGCAGUUGCUGGGAGCAGCGCCCUCGAGUAGCAGGAACAACAGUCGGACUGCGACGCCUUUACUCAACAAGGCGACUGGAGCUUCCCCUAUCAUGGAUCGAGGCUCCUACACGACAGGACACAAAAGCACUACUGCACCCUCUACCGCUGGAGUGGUUCGUGGAAAUCAUGGCACCCCGUUGGACAAGCAUAGAAGUGGUCAGGAGAAUAACAAUAACGGUAUGAAUAACUUCGGUACCCUGCCGACGCCGGCUCGGCAGGCGGUAGCGUCUCCGGGAAGUAGCGCGAAUGGCUCCACCACCUCCGGUAUCCAAGAAAAAAACUGUGUAAGUGUAACUUUGUGUUGCAGACGAUGCAAGACACUUACAACUGGCAUGCUGGACAUGCGUCAGAGGCUCCUUUCGUACGUGUUUUCAGCUACUAGCUACGCAUCACAGGUUUUCUCCGUCAUGCAGAGCAAACUUAUGAUGCUGUUCCUCCAAGAAAGUUACACUUACACAGUUUUUUUCUUGCAUAUCCGGGCACAAAGGUACAAUAUUAUCACGAGGUACUAAAGUGCUGCUGUUUGUUGAGUGAUGUCGCGUAGAAGUGCAGCAGAAUUUCCUAUUUUUUGAAGUUGAUGUUAACUCCGUCUUGGUUACUUAAUGCGUAAAGUUCACACGACACAACGAAAAUAACUGUCCAGCUGGUACUACUAGUAGCCGCCACAUGAACUACAACUCGCACCGGUCGGUUGUGUCGGCGGGGGAUCACCACCACCAUUUUCAAGGCGGGGGUUUUAACCAUAACCAUCAUCUGGCGCAGCACACCAGCGGAUCCGGGUCCUUAACGGGCAACAGCCACAGUCUUAGUCAACACCAGCAAAUGCAACAUGCCGAUAACCGUAUUUCCACCACUGUCCACAACCCCCCGGGGAGCAGCAGUGCAACGGCCGCGCAAGACCACCACAGAAUGCCGCCCGGUUUAAGUUUAAGCAACGGAGGUGGGGGAGGUGGUACAUCUGGAGGUGAAGGACCCAACAUGUUGACGUCCAUCACAACUUCUGGAGCGGCCGUUGCGUCAACAUCAAAUGCAGGAGCUCCCCCGAGGCAGUUGCUGCAGCAAAGUGCAAAUACCACUUCGAACACGAGUGCGCGCACACAGCAGCAACAGCAUGGAGCUGCGAUGGGAAUGUCAAAUGGUGCGACUGGUGGUGGUGCACACCAAACACAGAUGAAUAUGAUGACUCCGCGCUACAACUACAACCUGAUCGGCGGUAAUCAACACCAAGCCGACCACCUGAACAGCACGCACUCCAGUCCCCUGCAGCAGCAGCAGCAACAACUUCUGCUCUCUGACCAGCUGUACAGCUCUAUCCCAGAGAAAAAAGCAGGCAGGGCACGCCUGUAAUGCAAAAGUGAAAUAGCAGAAAAAUCUGUCAUGGGCGACCCCAUAGCGGGCUGUUUAGGACAUGCAACACAGAUUUUUUUGUCUUAUUAUUUACAAAUAUGACCUGCGCCUGCCUGUUUUUUUCUGGGGGAUAAGCUCCACGCCGAGUCCGCAACUGUCCGGCUACACGCAGCACAUGCUGUCAACACAGCAGCACGUUAGUUCUUCUAUUACCACAGCAACUACAGCAGCACCGAUGGUGGCCGCUCAGGGCGGCGGGGGUGGGAGUGCGGGGCAGCAUCACAUGCAGGGACAUGGAGGACAUCAGCACAAUCAACUGCAGCAACAGAUGAGUACUUCUAUGAACAACUAUCCACAGAAAAAAACCCGUCCACAACCAAUUUGUCAUGGAAAACACGUAUCAAAUCACGAGGCUGUCAUGCAAAAAAUGGAUGUGGAUGGGUUUUUUUCUGUGGAUAACAACAACGGUUCUUCUUCCACUGGUGCAACGUCUGCGACUGGCCAACAAGGCCAGGUGGUUACCUAUGCCAACCUAGUGGAGAUGGGUAUCACCUCUGCGCAGCAGCAGCACGCAAUGCCGCCGAACUUCGUCGGGCCCAACCACACGAACGCUUCUUCGUCCCCUCUGGUGCGGCAAUUGCUACCAACUGCAAAAAUGUCUGGGUCUGAAAGAGUGGAACUUGUAAUGCUGUCUGCGGAUUCUGAAAAUAUGUGUGUUGCAUGAGCAGCAGAAGGAGUCCAGUUCUUGGCACGCGGAGAAGGCAUUAUUUCUCAUGCGCAAUAUAGCAUCAAGAAGCUCUCAAAAAAUCAGUGAUGCUAGCACCAGCAUCACAGACGUCACGGGUCAUGCAAAAUGUGCAUGACAAGUUCGCAUCCUUCCAGACCCAGACAUAUUUGCAAUCCAUAAUUGCACGCCAACUGCAACACCCCCGUGAUGAACAAUGGCACGCCGAAAUAUGCAUUGCGAAAAUGUCUGGGUCUGAAAGGUUGCAACUUGUAAUGCUAAUUCUGGAUCGUGCAAAAAUCUGUGUUGCAUGAAUGCCAAAAGCUGUCCACUUUUGGCCAAGUUGAGAGGAAGUUUCUCAUGCAGCAUAGGCAUGAUACGGAUCUCACAGAGCCUGUCAUGCUAGGUCUUGCAUUCCAGACCUCAUGGCUCAUGCAAAACGUGCAUGACAAGUCUCAGAAUCUUCCAGACCCAGACAUUUUUGCAUUUGAUACGAAACAGCAAGAGUCAAGCCACCAAUUCGAUGCAACAUCAAAUACGACAACGAGUGGUAAUGUGCGGGGGCAGAGUGGUCGUCCAGCGGUAGGCGGGCAGCAGCAGCAACAAGUACAACACCAGCAAGCGCGGUUGAUGUACAACAACAGCAACAGUUCGAAUACAACUUACAACCACACGAUACAUCAACCAGCGGGCAACAACAUGAAUAGUCACCGGUCGUCCGCUAUGUACAACAACCACGACGGCCACCAUCAAUAUUCUUCAGGCGGCCCGUAUGAAAGUGUCAGAAUCGAAAUUGACAAGAUCGAAAAAAUUUGUGAUGCACAAAAUCGAUGCCAGUUGGAGCCUCAGUUUCCAAGUGGUGCAUGACAAAUUGCGGACGCACCAAAAUCCAGUCUGUCAGGCUGUUUGGGCAAAGAAGACUGCUCCUGUCGUGCUACUCUGGCAGCUCAUCGGCUUCCCCUAAACAGGCUCGCCAUCGGUCGCAUUUGCAUGCUCCCCAACACAGGCCAUCCGUGCUCUACAUUUUACGCAUUACAAAUUUUUCGAUUUUGUCGAUUUCGAUCCUGACACCCCCAUAGCCCACCUUUUGUCCAGCACGGAGGUGGACACUUGUACUCCGCAGGAAGUACUACCGGGGUCGCGGGGGCUGGUACUUCUACAACCGCGACGCAUAACAUGUCCAAGACCAUGAGCGCCCCGCUGGGGCAGCACCAGCAGCCUAUGCAUCUGGGUACAAAUCACAUGGGGACCGGCGGCGGGGGAACUACUACGGGAAUGCAGCUGCACCAUCAACACCAGAUGCAAAGUGCAGCACCAAAUGCGAAUGGAAUCAUGACCAGCAACUACUCUUCUUCGACGACUGGAAACACCAGCAACACUAGUAUGAUGCAGGAACAACAGCAUCAACAUCAGUACAGUAGCAACCUCCAGCACGGGACAUCGAAUACUAAUAUGAACCUCGGCGGAACAACAUCAUCAAACCAGCAAAACCUCCAAAACGGCUCUUCCUUUCUGUCGGCAAACAGCCUGCAGCGGCUGGAGAAUGAGGCAAUGCAGAGGGAGCAACAGCAAAACGGCUCAGGGUCGUUGUACAACACACUGAGUAUGGUUCAGCAUAUGCAAAAUUGCAUCAAAGGCGUCGUCACGUUUCUUUCUUUCUGUCUGUUCGUGCCUGGGCAUGGCGUCAUUUGUUUCGAGACCCUCUUAGUUCAAUCCGAAUUUACGAUCCUCAUAGCUUCUCGUGAAUCACCAUCAACUUAACUUUUCGUGUUAACGAGAAUGAAAAUCUAAAUCUACUUUUUCGGAAGAAGAAUGGAACCUGUCAUGAUCUAGAUUGUUGUAGUACACGAUGAAAAUCAUGCAGAUCUGUCAUGCAAGAUUGCAAGUUACACACUCGUGUGACGACGCUUUUGCACAGAAUACAACAGCAGUUUCAGCAGAAUCAGAAACCGGGGAAGUUCCACCGGGUGCUGAAGCCCCGGGUAUCAAAUGCAAAUACGUCUGGGUCUGGACGAAAGUUGGAACUUGUGAUGCUGACUUUGGACUCUAAAAAAAUCUCCAUUGCAUGGGCAGCGAGAGGAGUCCAGUUUGUGCUACGCGGCGAGGGCAUUUAUUGUGAUGCGGAAUAGGCAUCAGGAAGCUUUUUAAAGAUCUGUGAUGCUACGUCAUGCAUUACAGGCGUUCUGGAUCAUGGAAAAUCUGCAUGACAAGUCUCGGACAUGUUUGCAAUUCAUACCGGGACCUGAUUUACCACGGCGUCAUCGGGCGUGGGAGCUACGGCAAGGUGUUCGUGUAUGGAAGUGUCAGGUUUGAAAUCGACAAAGCUGAGAUAAUUUCUCAUGCAUAAAUUGCAAGGCAUGAAGUGCCUCUCUUGCAGGGAUGGCAAGUGAGGCCGACUGUAACCCUGUUUGGGGUCUGCGGUAGAGCUGCUAAAGUAGCAUGACAAAAGACGCCUUCUGUCCCUAAACAGCAUGACAAACUGGAUUUAGAGGGUGCCGAGAUUUGUCAUGCGCCGCUUGGAAAGUGGGCUUCCAACUGGUAUCGCUUUUAUGCAUGACAAACUAUUUCAACUUUGACGAUUUCAAUCCUGACACUCCCAUAUCGUGUGCCAGGUGAAAAACCCGGACAGUCUGCAGCUGGGGCCGGUAUGAGAGUGCACAACUCCCCCUCCCCUUCAUUUGUAUUGUUGUUGCAUCAGCAGCAUUACAAACACCAGUACAGGUGGCCCCUGUGCAUGACAAGUUCAUGCGCCGAGUGUAGUACUGUUUGCAUUAUUUCCGGAAUUUGUCAUGCACGCGGUGCCACAAGGUAGCAACUGGAUUUGGGUUUUUGCAUGACAUAUGAGGGGGAGGGGGAGUUGUGCACUGUCAUAGCCGGGAAAGAGCGGGUCGAAGCGGGACCAGUGGACGAGUGGCACAGGUGGAGCGCAGCAGCAACAUGGAGGGGGAAGUAAUAGCGUCAGCAAGCUGUACGCGGUGAAGGUUUUGUCCAAAAACAACGUGAUCCAGCGCCGCCAGGUCGAGCACACGCGCACCGAGCGCAACGUGCUGGAGUUGAUUUCCCACCCCUUUAUCAUCAAGUUGCACCACGCGUUCCAGACCAAGCGGAAGCUCUACACCGUGAUGGAAUACUGUUGCGGUAUUUUGGAUUUACAUGUGAUGUGAAUGUGACAUCGCACUUGUUGAUAUACUCAGUGAAGCUAUUGUACGUCGUGAGCUUGUUAUCGCAAAAAAAAAGUGUUACAGUUACACAUUGUGUUGCAGGCCAAGCAAGACAGACAAGCUCUGUCAUGCCGGAUAUGCAUAGCGGCCUCGUUUAAUAGGUGUUUCUGUUUUCCCGUAGGAUUUCUGCAUUACAAGUUUUCUCUCUCAUGCAGAGAAAUUUGUGUUGCUGAAUUGACUACAAAUGUGUAACUGUAACACUUUUUUCGUGGGAUACUUGUCCAGCAUGUGGCCCUCGCUGUUUCUUCGCGCACGAUCUCUUGCCCUUCCGAACAUUUCUGCCCUUCACGGCAUUAAGAAUGACAUAUCUACCCCGGUAGAUCAUUUUCGAGGAGUGACUGGAGGGAGUAUUCCCCGGUGACUGUUUGUAUAUGGGCUGGCAGAUCCCUAGAAGCUAAUGCCUGUGGUUGUUGGUCUUCCGCCCCUUUGAGUGGGGUCGUUGGAAGGAGCCAACGCAGACGGCGUCUGCCGUUUGCGUUUUGGGAUUUCGCUACGAUUGUGAAGGAUUCAUUUCUUUUCCUAGCACAGGGCCAGUGAGGGCCUCCCCCAGCGGGGGGAAGUUUGCGGUAGUGUCGGGCCAUUUUUGAGGGCAAUGCCAGUGAGGGCCUCUCCCAGCGGGGGAUAGUUUGCGUCGCGCGUGACGUCGCCCUCUGUGCCGCCUUGGUCAAUCGCUGUCAGUUUUUCCGGUGUCUUCGGGAGUCCGGUUUUGUUCUGCUCUUCGGGACGGGACGCGCUCCCGUGCUUUACCGUGCUCCUCUUGAGUCUACGCCAUCUCCUCUGAGGUUCUACAUUCAUGCUGGGGCUUUGUCGUGCCACCGCCCGCCGGGCUUUGGGUUUAGGUAAAGAAGUAGAUACUUGCUCCGUCCGCCUCACAAGGACGCCGUGUGUCUUGCUCGUGCCGGUAGCGCCUGCCACGUCUCUCUCGGUUUGCUCCUGUUUUUGCUUUUUCCCUUGUCCUUUGCCGCAACCCCGGCCCGCGGCUUGGCGCCGGUUUCGCCUCUCCUUCAUUUGUCAUUCUCCGCCCAGGCCGGGUUUCCCUAGAGGGGACUGGAGUUUCUGCCACCUACGGGAGCUUUGUGGAGUAAUAUUCUGGCUUUUGGCGGUUGGGCUGACUUACCACUUCGCUGUAUCUACAACUGUGUUUUGUUGCCCGGCUGUGUCUGUUUUACACGUUGAGUUUCGCUGCGCGGGGGCACCGGGCCGGCGCUUUCAACGCAAAAAAUUGUUCAGGAUUUUGGUCUUGGGAACCACAGCAUGUAGUUGUCUAUUGCUUGGCGGAUCCUCAGAGGUUUUUAUUGUGGCUGGCGCGCGGCUGUGCCGGAACUCGCCAUGAUGUGGGAGGUUGUCUAUAUCACUUGGUCAACGGGGAGGGCGUAGGACCUUUCGCACGGGUUGUCGGAGAUUGCUUACAGGGCGCGCGCUAGUGCGCGAGUAGAGUGGCCUCCUUCUGUGGGAAGGCUUUUCUUUUUCGGGUACUUUCUUUUUUCUGCGGGUUGGAUUCGGUCGGUUGCCUGUCUUCCCUUGGGGGCAAGUGGGGCUGGGGCUGGGGCUGGCGCUGUUCCCCCCAUUCAACCACCGGAGGUGGGGUUCUGGGGGGUCUUGCCCUGGGGGCCAGGUGGUGGCGGAGUGGGCCGUUCCCCGCUACGGAAGCUAGGCCCGGCCUGCUUCGCCCAGCCCCUUCAGGCACGAUUUCUUGCCCUUCCGAACAUUUCUGUCCUUCACGGCAUUAAGAGUAGGGUUUUUUAACGCAAACGAGCCCGGUCUAAAAAUGAAUUCAAAACAACUUCAAACUGAUUUCAAACAUUUUGAAAAAUGAAGAACUCGCCCCCUUUCUUCUGGGGAGAAGUGGGUCGUGAGCUGGCAGAGCAGUGCUUUUAGCUUCAUUUGGUUUAACAGGGGAGGGACGCACUCUUGCCAUACAAAUGCCUGUUUCUUGGGAGGGCGCGCGAUGCUCUUCUUCGAUAAAAGGAAAGACGAAAACCCGCGCGCGCGUUGCGAAUCAGUCUCCAGCUUGGCAUGUGGCCCGCCGUAGUUGUGCGCUGACGACUUGGGCCAUGUAUAGACGCGCCCUGGCGCCAAAUAGGGCGAGGCUAGCUACAAGGAAGCAGAAAAAUGAUGGCGGCCGCAUUGUUAACGCGGUUCAUUUUCGCGAUGCUUAGCCAUGAGGGCGAGCGCCGCUCCGUCCAGGGUGGGCUAGUGAGCGACAGCACAAUCAAGGCACAGCAGAGCCCUUUCUCCUGCGCCAUAUAAAUGCGCGCCAGCUUUUGGCGUCAGGCGGACCACCGAGGGAGGGGCGGCAAGUAGUGCCUUGCGAACGUCCAAGCCAGCCCUCCCUGGCUUCUGCGCUUGGUCUUAUUGCUGCUGCUGCAGGCGGAAAGCGCAGUCGGAGAAGCCUAAUCCUGCGACCCUCCGCCCCUGCAAAGGCGCAAGAGCCGACGCGCUUGGUGGCUGCCAUUGGAGCGCCGAGCGAGAGCAGGUGGCGGCGGUUGCUCUUUCUAGCAGCCGACGACCAGCAUUGCGAAGGCAGGCAACCCAAUUCAGUCCGACAGGCCAUCCGGCUGCAAUCCAGAUCAAUCCGAAAACAGUUCAAAAAAGUCCGCCAUCUUAGAAUCCAGGCCCUGACUUUUUUGGACUGAAUUUGGUUGAGGUCGCGGACUUAGGUUUGUCCGGCCAACUUCAAACGCCGGAUUGGAUUUCUCGGACCAACUUCAAACGGCGGAUUGGAUUUUUCGGACCAACUUCAAACGGCGGAUUGGAUUUUUCGAACCAACUUCAAACGCCGGAUUGCAGUCGCUUCGUGAGGCCAUGCCCGCUUCUGCGGGGGCCGGUGCUUCGCGCCGGCGAAUGCUGCCCCACUGACUUGAAUAGAGAUCAACGCCUGCUGUAGCUCGGGCGCUGCGCUUGACCUGUCGGCUGCCCUUCACAUGGCUGACGCGCGUUUUUCCCGGUGCACAACUUGGCGGCGCUGUUGCGUCUUGUUUUUCCGAUCAUUUCAUGGCUUCACGCGCUGACUUCAUCCCCUGCUUUCAAGCCUGUAUAAAAUGGCAAGUAGCUGCUUCCUCAAGUUGAGACCGGCCACGCUGGCCUCUUUCGUAGUCUUUUGCGCGUCGUUUGGGUGAUUACAAAAAGCAGCAAAAACCACACCACGCAGGUGGCCCCCUUUUUGUUUAAGAGCCGGAAGCGCGCCAAAUACGGAAGUGAUUUCUGCUGCCGCCUUACCUUUCCAGACACAUGGCGAAGACUCAUUUCAAAGAAGGUAGCUGUGUAUCUGUAUUUGGAGGAAAAAAAUGAUCUCCAAGAACAGCCAAUGUAGAUAGCUCAAGUUGACGUCGGCCUACAUAUUUUACUUCCAUGAGCCGGGCCGACAUCUCCGCCACUUACCUGAAACUGCUCUGCGCGACGCUGAAUCCGGGGACGUUUUGGGGGCAGUUGAUGGAAUGCGUUUUAGUUGAAAAAAAAAUUUUGAAUCGCUUGGGUUUGAGUCGCUGAGUCGCUCUCAUAUUCUUGCCCUUCCGAACAUUUCUGCCCUUCACGGCAUUAAGAGUAGGGUUUUAGGAUUUAGGACUUUAUUAUCCCCUCGACGUUUUGAGCAUGUCCGCCCGCAAUGAGUACUACUACUACCCGAUCCCGAAUAUAGAAAUGCACACAACAACUACACUUCCAGGUGGCGAAUUGUUUUACCACCUGACCCGCGCCAAGAAGUUCGGACAGGAGAAGUGCAAGUUCUACAGUGGUGAGAUUCUGUUGGCGCUGCACUACUUGCACUCUUUAAACAUCAUCUACCGCGAUUUGAAGCCGGAGAACGUUCUGCUGGACGGGGAGGGCCACGUGAAACUCACGGAUUUUGGUCUUUCGAAGGAGGGCGUGCCGGACAACUACUCGGCGAAAUCGAUGUGCGGCACACCGGAGUACCUGGCCCCAGAAAUUUUGAACAAGCUCGGCCACGGCAAGGCGGUGGACUGGUGAGUCUAUACUAGUACUGGAAGCAUCGGCUUGUUGGAAGUAGGCAUGAUACUCGUUUGAAGUACUUCUCUACUUCAACAUCUACACGUCCGGAUAUGUCGAUCGUGGUUUUACUUACGCGAUAGAAAUUUCCAUGACUACAUCUGCAACUAUAUUGUGCUUCCUCAAAAAACAAGGUACUCUCUUGGCGCCUUGAUGUACGAAAUGCUCACCGGGCUCCCGCCGUUCUACAGCAAAGAUCGCAAAGCGCUGUUCGAGAACAUCCGCACGGCGCCAUUGAUCGUGCCCGACUACAUUAGCCCGAUGGCCCAGGAUAUUCUGCGCAAGUUGUUAAACCGAGAUACCUCCCGGCGCCUGGGAGCCAGCCAACGGGACGGAAUGGAGGUGCCUGAAUCCUAAAAUCGUAGAAUUUUUAGUGCUUUGACUCAUGCGAAGAAAUAUAGUAGUUUGCAUUUGCUGUUGCUGUUCUACUAUUGUUUGUAUUUCAUACAACUCGUCGCUCCGCAUGCAUCGUCAGAUGAGAGAUGUGCGACUUGAUGUCGAAGGGUUUUUAUUUCCAGCACUCUGAACCAACUUUGAGGUUAUGGAGCACAUGUUUUUUGACGGUAUGGACUGGCGAGCGGUUUUGCAGAGGAGGAUCAUGCCGCCGUUUGCUCCGCAGAUCCAGCUCGAGCACGCUCUGGACAUGCGGUAUAAUGUCGCCACUGAGUUAUUGUUAUCAUGGCUUACGAACAUGAUUUGAAAGCUCACUUCCUUUCAUUCCGCCGAAUGCGAAUAAAGAUCGUGAGUAUCCAAAUUAUCAGGUUUUUUGACGAGGAGUUUGUCCGCAUGGACCCGAACAACAGCGACUCGGACUCCGAGGACAACGGCACUACCUUCCAAGGCUACGAGUACACGCCGAAAUUGGACAGCCCCCGGUCCGCGGAGCAAUCGCACCACUUCCCGUCCUGCAUGGACCGACACGGAAACAUGACCUCCCGCGACGUGCAACCCAUGGUCUUGGUAUGGCGCUCUCAAACGUUACAUUCUCAACUGUUACACGAAUCUGUGAUGCAAGAACAGCAAAAGUGAAAGCGGGAGGAUUGCGCGUUUUGCAUUACAAAUUUGGGACGGAGUAUCAUGCUGUUUAGCCCUUCGAAACUUUGUCAUGCUGAGCACCUUGAUCAAGUGGAGGCUGAUGGCAAUUUUGCAUGACAAAUCAUGUAACAGUUGAGAAUGUAACUACAUUUGAGAGCUCCAUACUUCGAGGCGCACGGCUCGGACGAUCACCUGCACUACGGCGAUCAUUGA
Molecule: messenger RNA, 13933 nt
Organism: Amoebophrya sp. A120
Lineage: Eukaryota; Dinophyceae; Syndiniales; Amoebophryaceae
Source: the annotation of a GenBank genome assembly